Candida tropicalis MYA-3404 is the source of this 1296-nucleotide messenger RNA. It is a transcript of the gene ERG12, whose product is annotated as mevalonate kinase. Lineage: Eukaryota; Fungi; Ascomycota; Pichiomycetes; Serinales; Debaryomycetaceae. Gene Ontology annotation, biological process: isoprenoid biosynthetic process; ergosterol biosynthetic process. The transcript has a single exon. The record is from RefSeq and is a predicted model, not a curated record. Gene Ontology annotation, molecular function: mevalonate kinase activity; ATP binding. Gene Ontology annotation, cellular component: cytoplasm. The coding region runs from base 1 to 1296 and encodes 431 amino acids.
AUGUCAGUCUCCCCUUUCAUUGUCAGUGCCCCUGGUAAAGUAAUUAUCUUUGGUGAACACUCAGCAGUUUAUGGGAAACCAGCCAUUGCAGCAGCUUUAAGUUUAAGAUGUUAUCUACUUGUCUCACCAUCAGUUGAUGCAAAUACAAUAACAUUGAAAUUUCCAGAUAUUGAAUUGGAUCAUUCAUGGAACAUCAAUGAUAUUCCUUGGGAGGAAAUCAAGCCAUUCAUUAAAUAUGACUCCAAUAAUAAACCAUUAGUUCCACCAGAAUUGGUUCCGGAAAUUGUUGAUAAAUUAUCUGGGUUGUUAACUGCCUUUGAUAAUAAAAUGCAUUACUACGCUUGUUUCUGUUUUCUUUAUUUGUUUGUUAAUUUAUGUGAUUCUAAAACUCCUGGAGCUACUUUCGUAGUAAGAUCGACUUUACCAAUUGGGGCAGGUUUGGGAUCUUCUGCUUCUACAUCUGUUUGUUUAUCAUCUGCAUUAGCAUUGUUAGGUGGCUGGAUAAAUAAACCUUCUAUUUCUGCUGAUGACAAAUUUCUUAGUGAAGAUAUACCGGACUUGGAAUUUGUUGAUAAAUGGUCCUUAAUGGGUGAAAAAUGUUUUCAUGGAAAUCCAUCGGGUAUUGAUAAUGCUGUUGCAACAUUCGGAGGGGCAGUUAUGUUUCAAAGAAAUUCUGCUCCUGAACAACCUUCAAUUAGAACAAAUAUGAGAAACUUUCCAGCUAUUAAACUUUUGCUUACAAAUACAAAGGUUCCAAAGAGUACUGCUGCUUUAGUUGCCGGUGUGGGACAAUUGAAUUCUGAAUUCAAUCUGAUAACAACAUCUGUCUUAGCUGCGAUGGAACAUUUAGCACAAGAAGCAUAUAAAGUCAUGAUUACGCCAGGAUUUGGUAAAGAUGAAACUACAAUUUUGCGUAAAUUGGUCAAUAUGAACCAUGGUCUUUUGGUAGCGUUAGGUGUUUCCCACCCUGCUCUAGAAACUGUCAAAAUCAUUGGAGAUAAACAUCAAAUAGGUGCUACUAAAUUAACUGGAGCUGGUGGUGGUGGUUGCGCCAUCACUUUAGUCAAUGAUAAUGUUGAAGAAUCGGUCAUACAAGAAGCCAUCAAGGAAUUUGAAAGUGAAGGAUACGAUAGUUUUGAAACUUCUUUAGGUGGUAAAGGUGUUGGAGUGCUAUACAAUGACGAUGUUUCUGAUAACAGCAAAUUUUCACAAACUGUAUUCUGUGAUUACCCUGAUCGUGCUGCUAUUGAGGCUGUAUUAGGAAUGACAAAUGUUAAAGAAUGGAAAUUUUGGUAA